Verruconis gallopava is the source of this 4670-nucleotide messenger RNA. RefSeq lists its product as uncharacterized. Gene Ontology annotation, cellular component: intracellular anatomical structure. The transcript has a single exon. NCBI's taxonomy places the organism in Eukaryota, Fungi, Ascomycota, Dothideomycetes, Venturiales, Sympoventuriaceae. Bases 248 to 4498 code for a protein of 1416 amino acids. Gene Ontology annotation, molecular function: RNA binding; ATP binding. The record is from RefSeq and is a predicted model, not a curated record.
CGUUUGUCAAUCUUCUUUCCGACACACAUGCAACUUGAUCUUUAUACUAUUCAGCAACCCGUCCAUUAGUAAAGACGCUAAAUCAUCGAAUGAUUUUGUUACGUUGGCACACAACCGCAUUGCAUAUGAACUCGACUUCCACCACCAUCUCCUAGUCAAGCAUAAAAUCGUACGAUUCGGAAACUACAGACAAGGCAUAGCUCUCUCAUAAUUACGCUGCUCAACCAGAGCCAUCCUGCCUCCUCGGAUGCAAAGAUGGCUCCAAAUGGCGACGGCACAUGUGAGGGAACCUGCUCAUCUCCUGUGUACAUCUCAUCUAAUCCCUCCGUCACAGACUCUGCGAUGCAGACGUCCCCUCUGGACCAGUCUCGGGCGCAGGUCCAGUCCGUCACCAAGUUGUCGACAAGUCCGCACAGCUGCUCAUUUAGCAACCGCCCAAUCGCCUCUCGACGAAACGCGGAGCAUCGUUUCCAAUGCUGGCGAAGGUAGCCAAGAUGUAAAUCGGAGUUGGCGGAAGUCAGCAAUCUGGUACAGAGUGCGAGAUCAUGAGAUAGAAAAGCCACUUCGCGAUCUUAGCUAUUACUCGCGUCUACCGCAUUUUCCGAAGCCAGAGAGCUAUGGCGAUUUGGCUAAGGAAAUCUUCGAUUGUCCACCUCGCGCAGAGGUCAUGUCUGCUGUGACUGCAUCACUAAAAUCUCGACAUAUCCUGAGCGAGUGGAAAGAGUUGUCGAGGCGGCCGGAACGGAUUAUUUGGCGCCACAACUUCCUAAUUCAAAUUGGCAAGGACAAGGUGCAGGUUGUUGGUGAAGGCAUUACUCCAGACGCAGCUUAUGCUGCUGCAUUCCUGAGCCUCGUUUACCGACUACAUGUGCUUGGCAUGUUAAAGGAUGUGUUUGGAAAGGGUGUCUCCAAGGAGGUUUUGGAUGUUCAGAAGCAUGAAUUUGAGUGGAACCCUUCCGAUGUUGCUGCCAAGCUGCACAUCCACAACUUCGCUGCACGAUAUCUUCGCACACCGCAAGUCAUAUUCGAGGAUCACCACAGUGGGACUAUCAAGGCCACAGUUGCUAUACCGGAUACGACUUAUAUUGCGAGCGCAUGUGCAGGAGAUCGCAGGGAAGCUGAAUUCCUUGCUUAUGCAGCGCUGAAGCACGUGAUUCAGGUCGAUCUUGGUCGAGACGGUCAUUGGAUCGACUUGCAAGAUAAUGCUUAUGUCAAUCUUGACAAUUCGUCGAGCAUUUUGGACCUCUACAAGCUCAAAGAACGAUACGGGCAUUAUCAGAGAUUGGACGAGUGUGUUCCUGGUCCACGAUCUUCGACUUGGACAGCCUCUCGUCUAUAUUGGGACAACAGACCCAUCUCAGAGUUUCAUGAAAUGCCCACUCGCAGGGAUGCCAUGAAAUUGGCUGCUCUUGAGGCUGCGGUUCGGCUUGUUCGACGCCAGCCUGCUUUGUUUGAUGAAUUCCUGGUCAUGUCAAAGCAGAAUGCAGGAUUUAUUCCUAAACGUGUAUCACCCACCUUUGCUUCCCUUAAUCCCGCCGUUGUCAACGCAUUAUCUGAAUGCGUCGAAGCUGCAGAUGACAUGGAUCUGGCAUCGUUCCAGCUGUCAAAAUACACCCCUGGCUACAAACCAGUCAUAGGUCGUCGAAGAGGACGAGUAAAGGCUACAGCGGGAGACCGAUACCACAGUAUCGCGCAAUCACUGGCGGCAAGAAGUGAUGAGCUAAGGCUGCAACAAGAAUGGGAUCGAGAAAAUCCGGAGUUCGCUGAAAAACUCGCCGCUCGAGCCCGCUUACCUAUUUACCAGCACAAGGCUCAAAUCAUUGCUAUGGUGAAGAAUCAUGAUCAGUGCAUCAUUGUUGGAUCAACAGGUAGUGGAAAGAGCACACAAGUUCCCCAAAUCAUCCUUGAUGAUGCAAUUGCUGAAGGUCGAGGAGCAUUAUGCAACAUAAUGUGCGUCCAACCUCGUCGGCUGGCAUGCGUUGCUUUAGCCUUGACCGUUUGCAAUGAGAGAGAAAGAGAGUUGGGUGACGUCGUUGGAUACCGCAUUGGCGGAGACUACUUCAACUACAGUAAAAGAGGCGGAAGUAUUACGUACUGCACAACGGAGCUCCUCGCGAACGAAUUGGAAAGAACGGAAGAUGAGUUGCCUCACAACUUGUCUCACAUCAUCAUUGAUGAGAUUCACGAGCGUUCCGUUCACCUUGAUCGCCUUCUAUCAACCAUCAAGAUGACAUUUUCGAAACGCUUAGCUAUGGGUCUGCGGGUGCCGAAACUUAUACUCAUGAGCGCAACGGUUGAGAGCGAUCUUUUCGAACGGUAUUUUGAAAUGAUUAGCCAAGACGGUACAAUAAUUCGGCCUCCCUAUCUGAAUGUACCUGGUCAUAUGUUCAAAACAGAGACAAAGUUCUUGGAAUCUUAUGCUCACCAUCUUCCUCCGGAGAUAUACCAAGCCGUGCAGCGGAUGGAUUUGCACCAGAGUCCUGUGGAUAAAUCACACAGCUUCUUGGAACCUGUCGUCGAAAAACCGAAACAGGUUGUUCAGUGGGACAGCUUGUUUCAACAAAGCAAUGGAAAGCUUGCCAACGAUGACAAUAUUCUUGCAGUCGCCGCAGCUAUUGUUCAUAUUGUGGAAACGACUCGUGGUGGCGCUAUCCUGGCGUUCGUCCCAGGUGCACAGGAAAUUCGGCGAGUUCAUCGCAUCCUUCUCGACACCAAACGCGUAAAUUUCUCCGAUAAAAACCGCUUUGAGAUUCUCAUGCUUCACCGUUCAAAUCCAGCCCAUCUGGUUGCCGCCUUGGACACGGUUCCGAAGGGAGUCAGACGCAUCAUGAUUGCAACUAAUAUAGCAGAAUCGUCCAUCACAUUUCCCGACGUCGAAUUUGUGGUCGACAGUGGCCUACAGCGAAAUGUCAGCGAUUCGGUUUUUGGAGAUAUGCAAAUGCUUCGAGACGAACGUAUCAGCAGAUCCAGUGUUCUUCAGCGAGCAGGCAGGGCCGGAAGAACCAAGCCAGGACAAUAUUACAGUGCUCUUACAACAGAGGAAAUGCAAUCAUUGGACGUGCUUCCAAAUUCAGAAGACAUGGACAGACAUCGAUUGGAAGGCCUGUAUCUCCGAGCAAAAAUUCAUUUCCCUGCGGUUUCAGUACAAGAAUACUUCAGCAGCUAUCUGAAGCCUAUACCGUCAACGAAAGUUCAGGCAGCUGAAAGCUACCUUCAUAAUAUUGGGGCACUUGACGCAUCGGGAGACGUCUCGCUGAUUGGCUACUUUCUCUACCGGACAACGCUUGCCCCGUGCUUUGCUCGCGUGGUCAUGCUUGGCAUCCUCUUCCGCUGUCUUGAUCGGGCAGUUGUGCUCGCGAACUUAAUGGCUCUUAGAUCGUAUCUCUUUGGGGACAGUCGAUUUGACAGCAAAUCGCCUUCUGAAAGGAGAGCGACUGCUGAACAAUACGCGGGAAACAUGGAAGGCGAUCUAAUUGCACAAGUUCGAGCAUAUGAAGAGUAUACGGCGAUUCAACGUACAGAUACAAGCGCCGUACGUGAAUGGGCUGAGCAGCGACAACUGGUUGUUGAAUACUUUGACCAGCUUCAGGUCCGCGUUGACGCCACGCGAGAUGUCCUUCGCAAGGCGGGUUUUUACACUCAUAGAUGGGGUCACGACAUCAAUGCAUCAGCCAACAACGUCACAUUACUCAAACUGUUGAUUUGUGCCGGCUCUUACCCAAAUGUUGCCAUUCAUCAACGAGGACCAAACUUUGUCACACAUGAAUCCCUUGUCGUAAAGCCAGCGCCCGCUUCUGUGGCCUUGCCGGGCGACUACACGAAACGAGAGACUUACGAUAGCAUUCAUGAAGGUCUUACGGGCGCUAUUUUCUGCUACAAAGACGUCUUUGUAGGCAGGCGAGGUGCCAACAAGUAUUACAUUGCAAAUCUCACGCCCAUAUCUCCGCUCAUGCUUGCGCUGUUCAGCAGCAACGUCAAGCCAGCACCCCAGAAGCACAACCAACUCAUAAUUGAUAAUUUCAUUCCACUAAAGUUUGCGGGAGAUGCAAGCGCGUCGCGCAUCUUUUUGGAUUUCAAGAAAGUAUUUGAUACUGCGCUGUUGGCCGGUAUGCAAAAUAUCUGUGAGAUAUGGCCAACGGAUCGGCGCAAAGUCCUGCUCACUGAUCUGUCUGAUGUAAUUCUGACAGCAGUGCAAGAGCUACUCGAGUACGAGGAGGGACAGGCAAGACGCAGGGCACGAGACGUUGGGCGAUUCUCCCUCGGGCCCGAGAAAGAAGCUUGGGGUGACGACGUCGCUUCUGAAGAGAUGAAGAAGACACCUGGAGUCCCAUCUCAGGUCUCUCGACUGCAUAAUCACCUAUACGAUAGGACAGCUCUCGAUUCCAGGGGCUUUGGAGCCAAUGCGGCAAAGGCUACAGUGACUUGGCGCCCUGAUGCAUUUGAUGAUGAAGAUAUUGAGGAUUUUACCGAAUUAGAGGGUGAUUUAGACCACCGAUAGACGUUUUCUGCGCCGUCCAGCCCAUUGCAUACUGUACCAAAUGUCAUCCUAUCUUGUACAAAUACUGCCGACGCGAGAGAAAAAUUCUUGUACAAUUAGACGACAACGAAAUUUUAUUCUACUCCUGACCCUUGCUUCAAAGCUAAGUCGAAAUCAUUGAUUAGGAUGCGUG